AUGGCCGACUUUCACCAGCAGCAGCCUUUGGGGGCCGCUGUUGCUGCUCCUCCCGACCAUGAACCCCCGCCCGAGCAGCAACGGGUGAGGAAACGUCGCAGGCGCACCAUGGCAUGUAUGCAGUGUCGCAGCAGAAAACUCCGCUGCGAUCGUGAGUAUCCCGUAUGCAGUCGCUGUCAGAAGAGCAAGACGCCCAAUAAAUGCACUUAUGAGGAUGGCUUCCUCUGGCAGCAACCCAAUACAGUUGCCUCGCCCGUUUUCUCCGAGCGAGGUCCCACAACCACGGUGCAAAUGCCCCAGGCUGAUCGGGCGACUGCCCACCCUACCCCGGACUCGGGGAUAAGCAGUCUGGCCUCUCGGUGUCAUCCCUCGCAUCCCGUCGAGGAAAAACGCGAUAAAUUUCUGGAAACCGUCUUGGGUGCCCCCAAGGCCGCUGUCAACCAGGAGCCGUAUGUCAACACCGAGCUGCUCCAGCGCCCCCGCCACCCGCCCGAAUCCCAUCAUCAUUCCAACAACUCUCAACCCUACCCCGACGAUAACGAUGAGACUCCUACAUCGCCGUCGCAGCAACUGGACGUCUCCCCUCGGAUCAUGAUGCGAGGUAAAGAGACCAAAACCCGUUUCAAUGGGUCGGGCAUUUUUGCCAACCUUAUCGCGCAGUUCCCUGACCUCAGGUCCUUUGCGGAGGAGAUCCGUCAAGCCAGUCCGCAUCUGUCAGCGUUGCGGCCCGACUUGAUGAGAGUAAGGAAAGGGGUCUGGAAGAAAAAGCCUCUGAAUACGCCAUUUCCCACACCCACAACAAGUUCCUUGAUUCCAAUGCUCCCAUCACGUGCAGUGGUGGACGAGCUGGUCACCUUGUACUGCACCUACAUCGAAUCCACCCACCGGAUCCUUCACAUCCCAUCAUUCCUCAAUGAAUUGGAAACGUUCUGGGCGCAGCGCGAAUCGCCAGAUAUGGUCUCGCCGAUCUUUGUGGUGCAGCUUCUCCUAGUGCUUUCUUGUGCAUGGAACCUCGCCGAUUUCCAGACGCUGCAGAUGAAGAGCGAGGGGCAUCUGCAAUGUUAUACGGCCGUCGAGUGGGUCCUGCAUGCCGAGAAGUGGAUGGAGAACGCGCAUAUCAAGCGCCCGGAGUUGACCAGUCUCCGCCUGAAUACCUUGCUGAUCAUCGCCCUCAACAUCCAUGGCAUGAAACGCAGCCAAGCUUGGCUUGCGACGGGAACGCUAGUCAAGCAAGCCAUGAUGGCCGGAUAUCAUCGGGAUCCGACCCGGUAUAGCAGGAUCUCCGUCUUCAAUAUGGAAAUGCGCCGACGGAUAUGGACCACGAUCGUUGAAAUCGAUCUACAGGUAUCUCUCGAACGAGGCAUGCCACCGUCAAUCCAGGAAGCUGAUUACGACACGGCCCCGGCACUCAACAUUAAUGACGACGAGAUCCACGAGGACAGCACAGAGCUUCCGACGGCAAAGCCGUUGGAUGUCAUGACGGAUUGCUCCUUCCAAGCGGUCCUCGUACAAUCCCUUUCGCUGCGGCUCAAGGCCUGCGCGUUAAUGCACUCCCCACGAAUUAGCUGCCGAUACGAAGAUAUCCUGCACUUUGACUUCGAAUUGAACCGACACCUUUCCAAGAUCCCGACCUGGCCGACUUCAGACGUGGACAACUUUCAAACCGCGCACCGCGGAAUCCUUAUCCGAGCAAUGCUGGAAAACAAAAUCGGACACUCUCUCCUAUCCAUACACACACCUUUCGCCAUCGAGGCGCCAAAAGACUCCCUCUUUACACCGUCCGCUCGGGCUCGCUUAGAAGUAGCGUCGAUGAUUCUAUCCACGCAACGGCGCUUACGCGAAACCUCGCAACGGCUGUCUCUCUGCAAUAUGGGUGACUGGACCAUGCAGGCGUACUGCACUAUCUGCGAGCUUCUACAUCAGGGGCAAAUCACUAACGGCGCCUCCACUUUCCUAACCCGCACCCUCCCUGGACUCCCUGAAUCUCUGAUAUCCCUGGUGGAGGUGGUCCUGACGUGUCUCGAAUCCCGCCUUCUCCUUGUGGUCAAGGGAGCUAAGGAAUAUUUCUUCAUGUCGACCAUUGUCGCAUUGGUCAAAGUAGGUCUCUGGCCGAGCCAGGCGCAGAUCUACAAGCAGGAGGUUGUGGAGCGAGUCAUACUUUUUGCGCAGACCCUGUUUACACGACACGCCAAUUGCGCCCAUCUAGGCGAAUGGGGAUUGGGCAACUUUAAAACCAACCAAGUUCCCAGCUUGAAUGCAAACCCUGGACUGGCACCCCCGUUUGUCCCUGACGUGAGCAUGGGGCAAACUCCCCAAUUUGGCAUGAUGCCACCGGGAGGAGAUUUAGAUCCAUUCCUCGACGCCUUCGACUGGGGCGACCUAACCGGAUUCACGUUGCAGCAAUGA
Messenger RNA from Aspergillus niger, 2406 nucleotides. RefSeq lists its product as uncharacterized. The transcript has 5 exons. Gene Ontology annotation, biological process: regulation of transcription by RNA polymerase II; DNA-templated transcription. NCBI's taxonomy places the organism in Eukaryota, Fungi, Ascomycota, Eurotiomycetes, Eurotiales, Aspergillaceae. The record is from RefSeq and is a predicted model, not a curated record. Bases 1 to 2406 code for a protein of 801 amino acids. Gene Ontology annotation, molecular function: RNA polymerase II cis-regulatory region sequence-specific DNA binding; DNA-binding transcription activator activity, RNA polymerase II-specific; zinc ion binding. Gene Ontology annotation, cellular component: nucleus.